UAUUUGUCUCUUUUUACCAUUGAUAGUGGCACCAAUGAAGAUCCUUCCAAGUCUUUAAUGCACAUCCUGGACCCGGCAUAGCACAACGUGUAAGAUAAUGGCCCAACAAGCAAAUAUUGGGGAGCUCCUCUCCAUGCUAGAUUCCCCUGUGCUGAGUGUGCGCGAUGAUGUAACAGCUGUUUUUAAAGAGAAUCUGAAUUCUGACCGUGGUCCAAUGCUUGUAAACACCUUGGUGGAUUAUUACUUGGAAACCAAUUCUCAGCCGGUAUUACAUAUCCUGACAACCUUGCAGGAACCACAUGAUAAGCACCUCUUGGACAAAAUGAAUGAAUAUGUGGGCAAAGCAGCCUCUCGACUAUCCACCCUGGCUUUGCUGGGGCACGUUGUAAGACUGCAGCCGUCAUGGAAGCAUAAGCUCUCUCAAGCACCUCUCUUGCCUUCUUUACUAAAAUGUCUCAAGGUGGACACCGAUGUGGUGGUCCUCACAACAGGUGUUUUAGUGUUGAUAACUAUGCUACCAAUGAUUCCACAGUCGGGGAAACAGCACCUUCAUGACUUCUUUGAUAUUUUUGGCCGUCUUUCUGCAUGGUGCCUGAAGAAACCAGGCCAUGUGACAGAAAUCUAUCUUGUCCAUCUCCAUACUAGUGUUUAUGCUCUCUUUCAUCGUCUUUACGGAAUGUACCCUUGCAACUUUGUCUCCUUUCUGCGUUCUCACUACAGUAUGAAGGAAAACUUGGAGACUUUUGAAGAAGUGGUUAAGCCAAUGAUGGAACAUGUGCGAAUUCAUCCGGAAUUAGUGACUGGAUCCAAGGACCAUGAACUGGACCCUCGAAGGUGGAAGAGAUUAGAAACACAUGAUGUUGUAGUAGAGUGUGCCAAAAUCUCUCUGGACCCUGCAGAAGCCUCAUAUGAAGAUGGCUAUUCUGUGUCUCAUCAAAUCUCAGACCGGUUUCCUCAUCGUUCAUUUGAUGCCACCACCAGCCCUUAUGUUGACACACAGAAUAGCUAUGGGAGUGCUACUUCUACUCCUUGUUCCUCUUCUCGGCUGAUGUUGUUAAAUACUCCAGGGCAGCUACCUCAGAAUCUGAGUUCUACAUCAACACGGCCAUUAACUGAGCCACCACAAGCCACUCUUUGGAGCCCAUCUAUGGUUUGUGGUAUGACUACUCCUCCAACUUCUCCUGGAAACGUCCCACCUGAUUUGUCACAUCCUUACAGUAAAGUCUUUGGUACAACUGGUGGAAAAGGAACACCUCUGGGAACCCCAGCAACUUCUCCUCCUCCAGCCCCCCUCUGCCCUUCGGACGAUUACAUUCACAUUUCACUUACACAGAGCACAACCGCCCCACCCAAAAAGGAAGAGAAAACAGAAACUUCAAGACCUUGUCUACUCAGACAACCCCACCUUCCAAAUGACCGAGGACUAGAAGAACUAUCAGGCAAAGGAUCUGUGACUCUAAGUGAUCUUCCAGGGUUUUUAGGUGACCUGGCCAAUGAAGAAGAUAGUAUUGAAAAAGAUAAAGAAGAAGCGGCAAUAUCUAAAGAACUUUCUGAAAUCACCACAGCUGACACUGAACCCCUGGUUCCUCGAGGAGGUUUUGACUCUCCCUUCUACCGAGACAGUCUCCUAGGCUGUCAGCGGAAGACCCACUCAGCCACCUCCAAUGCUCAGGGCUCUAGUGUGAACCCUGAGCCAUUGAACUCCUCUGUGGACAAGGUUGGGCCUGACACACCAAAGCAAGCCUUUACCCCCAUCGACUUACCUUGUGGAGGCACUGAUGAAAGCCCUGCCAGCAACAGAGAACACCAGACUUCCUUGGAGACCAGUAUCUUCACUCCCAGCCCUCAGAGGGGAGUGAGGUUUGGAAGUGGGCAGCUUCCCCCCUACGAUCAUCUUUUUGAGGUAACAUUGCCAAAGACUGCCCAUCAUUUUGUCAGCAAGAAGACUGAGGAACUCUUAAAGAGAGUAAAUGCAGAGGAAGACUAUAUGCCCUCUACCUCCCCAGUGGAAGUGCUGGAUAGACUGAUACAGCAGGGAGCAGACGCACACAGCAAGGAACUGAACAAGUUGUCUUUACCCAGCAAAUCUGUUGACUGGACCCACUUUGGAGGCUCUCCUCCCUCAGAUGAGAUCCGCACCCUCCGUAACCAGUUGCUUUUACUGCACAACCAGUUACUCUAUGAGCGUUUUAAGAGGCAACAGCACGCACUUAGGAAUAGGCGGCUCCUCCGCAAGGUGAUCAAAGCUGCCGCUCUGGAGGAACACAAUGCUGCUAUGAAAGACCAGUUGAAGUUACAAGAGAAAGACAUCCAGAUAUGGAAGGUUAGUCUACAGAAAGAACAAGCCAGAUACAGUCAGCUCCAGGAGCAGCGAGACACAGUGGUAACCCAGCUCCACAGUCAGAUCAAGCAGCUGCAACACGACCGAGAAGAAUUCUACAACCAGAGCCAGGAAUUACAGACAAAGCUGGAAGACUGCCGAAACAUGAUCGCAGAGCUGCGCAUAGAACUGAAGAAGGCCAACAGCAAGGUGUGCCACACAGAGCUGCUACUCAGUCAGGUUUCACAGAAGCUCUCAAACAGUGAGUCAGUCCAACAACAGAUGGAGUUCCUGAACAGGCAGCUGUUGGUUCUUGGUGAGGUCAACGAGCUGUAUUUGGAACAACUGCAGAACAAGCAUUCGGACACCACAAUGGAAGUGGAAAUGAUGAAAACUGCAUAUCGGAAAGAACUAGAGAAAAACAGAAGCCAUGUUCUCCAGCAGAAUCAGAGACUUGAUACCUCCCAGAAACGGAUUUUGGAACUGGAAUCUCAUCUGGCCAAGAAAGACCACCUCCUUUUGGAACAAAAGAAAUAUUUAGAAGAUGUCAAAACCCAAGCAAGAAGACAGUUGGAGGCUGCAGAGAGCAGAUAUGAGGCUCAGAAAAGGAUUACCCAAGUGUUUGAGUUGGAGAUCUUAGAUUUGUAUGGCAGGUUGGAAAAAGAUGGCCUCCUGAAAAAACUUGAAGAAGAAAAAACAGAAGCAGCUGAAGCAGCAGAAGAAAGGAUUGACUGUUGCAGUGAUGGCUGCUCAGAUUCUGUAAUAGGGCACAAUGAAGAAGCCUCUGGCCACAACGGUGAGACCAAACCUCCCAGACCUGGCAGCACCCGAGGCAGUGGUGGAAGUAGAGGAGGUGGAGGCAGCAGCAGCAGCAGUGAGCUCUCUACCCCAGAGAAACCCCCAAGCCAGAGGGCAGGCCCUUUCAGCAGUCGGUGGGAAACCACUGCAGGAGAGCCCUCUACCAGCAUCCCUGCGACUGUUGGCUCACUUCCCAGUUCAAAAAGCUUUCUAGGCAUGAAGGCUCGAGAGUUAUUUCGUAAUAAGAGUGAGAGCCAGUGUGAUGAGGACGGUAUGACCAUCAGUAGCCUUUCUGAGACGCUAAAGACAGAACUGGGCAAAGACUCAGGUGUGGAAGCCAAGACUCCCCUGAACCCAGAUGGCCUGCACCCGUGUCCCCCAAACCCGGACAGUGUUGGACAGCUCCGUAUCAUGGACUACAAUGAGACUCAUCAUGAACACAGCUAAGGGUAAUCAAUAAUCAAUCAGUGUUAACUUGCAUAUUGUUGGUAUAGAACAGGAUGUGUGAAAGCACGUUUCAGAGCUUUCCUAUUUCCAGAGUCUAAGUAGCUAGCUCACGCAGUGGAAAUGGGAAGGAGGUCCUUUUGACAGUUGGAUGUGGAACGAACGGUUUUUGGAUCUGGCACUGAAAUUGCCUCUUCGCCUUCUCCUCAGCCCAUCCCCAGCCUCUCAUUCAUUUACCUAGCAGUGUGUGCUAAGCCAAGGGCCAGUUUGAGUUCCUCGGUAGCUUUAUUUUCUUUCCUUUCCCCAUAAUGGUUGUGUCCUUUGAACCUGUGCAAUAUGAGGCCAAAUUGAAUCUUUUGAGUCUAACACACCAUUCUCUCUUUUCCCGAAGUUCAGAUAACUGUGUUGGUUCUCCCUUAUCCCAGGUAGUUGGUGGCAUUGCAGGUAAGUCUGGAUUUAUCCCUUUCCAGGAGGAUGUAUGUAGCAUGCAAAACUGACCAUCUUCACACAAAAGCUUUUACAUGAGGUUUUCACUGUUUUGGUUCUGAAGUUUAGCACCUAAAGUAGCAGAUCUAGAAAAACAGUGGUUUUUGCACUCUUUUGGCGGUUCUGAUAAGCUUCCUAGAAAGUUCCAUGUGAACAAACUUCUAUUGUUUGACAAGUCUGGAGUUGGCACUGUGGAGGCCAUGCUCCACCUUUGGGAAUGUUUUGUCCCUUCUUCCCCACUACCUCUUAUUUAUUUGGUGUUUCUUUGGAAGCCUGUAGUGUUCUGACUACACACUUAUGUGUGGGUGGUAAAAGUGCUCCUCUACAGGGAGGGUAGGGAUGGGGGAAGGCUGGUGAAGUGAGCAGUUAGUUCCUGAAGCUCUUGCAGGUUAAGUCUGCAAGGAACUUGUCCUCCAGGCAGGGCUGUGCUGGUUGAGCCUGGUGUUAAAAGUCCUCUGUCUCUGCCUCCCUUUGUGUUCCCACCACCUCUUAUUUAUAUCAGCUGCUUUGUGACAUAGCAGCAGAAAGACUGAAGUUCCAAAGAGUUUCCAUGUUGCUCAGGCUGUUAGAGUUGCCUCGCCUAAGUAAUUUUCUAGGCCACCAAAAAGGUAACAGCUUCUUCACACCAAUUCUUUAAAGGGCUGCCUCUUUGGGGAUCAGCUGCCUGCACAUCCUCAUGAGAGGUGACCCCAGUGGCAGAAUAAGAACUCAACAAAUGCUCCUGAAAUAAAUGCUAAAAGCCUGAUAAUUAUUGCUGAGUAUUCCAGCUGAGGCAAAAAGAAACUAACAAGAGGAGACCAAUGAAUUUGAUUUUCCUCUUUCUGUCCUUUUAGUUGAGUACAGACGAGUUCAGCCAUGGAGAAAAGGCAGUCUGUGAUGGUACGGAAUCAAAAUAUACACAGAAGCUUCCAGCCCGUGAAAGUAAAAGUCUCUAUUAAUAGUGUGGCAGUAAGUAGUCUAGUAUCCCUAACCCAAAGGGAGCUAGGAAACGAGAACCUCCACUUCACCAUGAUUAUACUGGCAGAAUACUUCCUUGGAUUAGGAUUAGAUGUGACUGACUGGUUCCCUGCACAGUACCAGUCCUUGCUGCCUUGUCCCUUGUGGAGUAUCGAGACCAUGUUUAAUUCAGCUUUGUCCAAAGGAAAGCUUAAAAUCGAAUAUGAUCUAUUUUCCUACUCUAGUUUUAGAAAAGGAAGAUAUUAGCAAAUUCAGAAAGAAAAAAUAACGGGAUAACUAUUAAAACCAGUUUUAGACGCUUAACCCCUGACUUAAUCCUAAAAGAUCUGUGCCACAGAACAAAGAUACCAGGCACUUAAAGCCUUUUACCUGAUUAACUGGCUAAGGCAUGGAAGCCAAUGUGAAGAAAGAAAAUACUUUUUUUUUUUUUUUUUAAUAGCAGAUUCUAUGAAGAGGGAAGGAGGAGGCAACACGGCAGUGUGGACUGGUCCAAGGCUGAGGCCUCCAUGGGCAGGUCUCUGUUCUCAGUCUUCAGGCAUACUACUCUAGCCUGGAGUUCUCUUUAUUUAGCUUCACAACCACAGUUGAUCUAGUUGAAUGUGCUCAGCUUCCUUUGAGUUAUAGGAAGCCAUGGGUUUUACUCAGCCAUAGCUGGAGAGGUAAGACCUGGAGUCAUGUUGAUGUUACCCAGUUUAAAAACUUGGGCUCUUAUGUUGCAAAGAACUCAAGUCAGUAGUACGGUUUUAUUCUGUUUUGAAAAUGAUAAACCUGCCAAGAGUCAAUGAAUGAGUUACUUGAUUAUGUUGCAGUGAGUAUUUUUAAGGAUGAAAUGUGAUAGUAGAGGUACUCCCAGGUAAGACUUCAGGCCUGGCAAUAGGUUUUGUUUUUCGUGUUAUAGGCGCAGGCUGUUUUGAACCUGACUAAGCGUCCAGGCAUUCAUAAAUGUUAGGAUUGGAUAAUCUCCAUCUAGAGUCAUUCUGAGCAAGCUUACCUGCCUCAGAACUGUUGGCCAGUGUGCAUUACUUACUCUGAUCCUUACCUGACACUAAGCUGAGGCACAAACCUUGAGGAGAUUGGAGUCUGGUUUCUAGGCAGAAUGACAUUGGCUUAAAAUAAGAAGCACUAUGAUAUCAGGGGUGGAAUUUAAGGAAGGUGGUAGCAUGGCCUCCAUAUAAAGCUAGUUUCUGAAUCUCCUGCACAUAAGUACACAGAUUUCUAUCAGAACUUUUAUGCAUUUUAAGAAGCUUUUUUACAAAUUUAUACCAUAAAGUCUAUUAGGUUGGAAGAAAUAAUCUGGUCACAAAUAAGAAAAAAAAAAAUCCAAAGAUAGGAGAUAAAACUAAUUUCUUGGGUUAAAGAGUUUUUGCUUUUUGUUUUGUUUUGUUUUUUUAGGUCUUUGUGCAGAUAAGUAGUAGAACCAACCUUAUAAGAUUGUGGAUAGAUGUGACCUUGCUGGAUUUAUCAGUUUUGGUUUUUUUUUUAGGAGAGAAAAUUGUCUAACCUUUGGGAAUGAGCUGCUGAAAGUUCUGAGUAGCUAGAAAUAUGGUGAGCUAUUUUGUGAAUCUGAAUAUAUAUACUGUGUUUUGGGGAAACAGUCUGAGCUACUCUUAAAAGGAAAACUGUUAAAAUUCAGGAAAAGAUCCUGGAAGUCACUGACAAUUAGGAAAUCUGGCCCAGUAUGCUACAAUGGUCAGAGGUUAGCAACAUUCCCUGGGUAAAACCAAGGCAGGAAACAGGCUCUGGGCCAUCCCCAUUUGUAAAAGCAUAUGUAGUUUUUCCCGUUUUUGUUGAAAAAAAAAGAAACUCUAGCAGCUGUGUAGAAGAGUAAAUGUCUGGCAGUGAGAGGAUCUCUGAGCUGGACCACAGAGGCUCUGACUCGCAAUUCAGAAUUUAAAAGUUGUAUGUUUCUGUAUUGGGGACAUAACAAAUGUGCUGUAACUAGCCAAUGUGAAUUAUUAUUAUUACUUUUUUUUUUUUUUUUUACCAAAUACUAAACAUACCACUUGAAGCCAGAAAGAAAGAACUGAAGAACAAACGAAAAUACAAAUAUGUGCAGAUAACAGUUUUUCUAGCUAAAAGCACUAAGAUGUUGGGAACUGAGAACAAGCUCAGGAGGUUUUGGACAGAGUGAAGAUUCAGUCCAGAACUGCAGUGUCCUUUUGUGGAUACUCCCACAGAGACUAGCCCUCUCUUCAGAGGGGCCAGAGGAACAGAUGUCUCUUGAGAGGAAUGGUUCCAACCAGCUCACCUUACUGUGCUGCAUUUUCCCUCUUUGAGGUACAUGCUUCAAAACUGACCCGCAAGGAGUGUUGGAUGUGUAUCCAGUCCGAGGUGUUUGUGUACUGUUUACAUCCAGAUUUCUGUGACACUUGCCCCUAGCUUGCCCUCCCUCCCCUUUUCUCCCAGACCACUGCAAAGGGACUGAUGCACUUGAGGAAGCUUUUCUCUAUAAGUAAAAGAGCAAAUCUGGGUCAGGGCCUGGCCCUAGGCAGCUGCUGUGAACCUUGUCCCUGUGUGGCUUUUCCCAGUAUGUGACUCCCUAAUGUGUCCAGGGAAGAGUGGUGGUUCUGUCUUUCCUAUGUCCUUCUGCAGUCUGUAGAUCCACUUAAGAGGGUCUGUUGCUACCAGGGAAACCUGACAGGGAGAGUCAAGCACCCAAGCCAUGACUGCUUUUGUCCUUGAAAUAAGUAAAUGAAGGCAGAGGAGCUUGCUAUCCUCCUCUUCCCAGUGCCACAAAAUUAUCCAUCCUCUGGGAUUUGUGGGCUAGUUGAACCAUUGAGCUAGAACUUUUACAGACCUUGUGAGAGUUUGAGACCCGUCCAGACCAAUCUCUCCUUUUCCCCCACCUCAAUGCAGUGUUUGGACAGGAGGGUACGGCUGCUUUAUGCAGCAGAUGACUUUGACUUAUCAAAGAGAUAGCCAGGCAUUUUUCACGAGGGAGAAUCAGUGAUCACUUUUCAGAAGACUUCUAUGGACCAUAAACAUAUUACGAAGGAACAGAUUUUGCUAAGACAUAAUCUAGUUUUAUAAUUCAAUCAUGGAUCAACCAUAUGUGGCUAACUUGCAGUUUAAAGGGGGUCCCAUCCAUGGAAAAGUUUUUUAACAGACUGCUUUUAGAUGUAUUUAAGAAAGUCAUCUCUUCAAAAGGUUUAAACCUUACCACCUCGAUCUUAAAAGCAUGUCAAACAAUCCACAUCAGAUGCCAUAAACACAAACUGCAAGAGAAAAUGGUACAAUCUCAGUGAAUGGGAAUUGGAAUCAAAGGGGUUUGCUGUCCUUAGAAUGUUCUAAAAUGUCAAGGCAGUUGCUUGUGUUUAACUGUGAACAAAUAAAAAAAUUAUUGUUUUGCACUA
This is a messenger RNA of Erinaceus europaeus (western European hedgehog), 8358 nucleotides long. RefSeq names its product TSC complex subunit 1 (gene TSC1). Bases 98 to 3565 code for a protein of 1155 amino acids. The record is from RefSeq and is a predicted model, not a curated record. The transcript has 21 exons. NCBI's taxonomy places the organism in Eukaryota, Metazoa, Chordata, Mammalia, Eulipotyphla, Erinaceidae. Gene Ontology annotation, biological process: negative regulation of TOR signaling; regulation of cell cycle; negative regulation of cell population proliferation. Gene Ontology annotation, cellular component: TSC1-TSC2 complex.